Uloborus diversus is the source of this 1350-nucleotide messenger RNA. RefSeq names its product histidine-rich glycoprotein-like. The transcript has 2 exons. The record is from RefSeq and is a predicted model, not a curated record. NCBI's taxonomy places the organism in Eukaryota, Metazoa, Arthropoda, Arachnida, Araneae, Uloboridae. The coding region runs from base 1 to 1350 and encodes 449 amino acids.
AUGAGGAUCAACAUGAAGCUUUCGCUAGUGUUCCUGGUGUUUGCUGUGCUUUAUGUAUCAGCAGAGCCAGAACCAGAACCAGAACCAGAACCUGAAGAUGACAAGAAGGUGAUUGUCAUCAAAGAUAAGUCUGAACACCACCACCAUCAUCACCAUCAUCACCACCACCAUCAUAAACACGGGCAUGCACACAAACAUGAACAUGGGCAUAAACAUGCUCAUGGUCAUAAACAUGGCCACCUUCACAAGCACGAACAUGGACACAAGCAUGCUCAUGGUCACAAGCAUGAACACGGUCAUAAACACGUCCACGGUCAUAAGCAUGGACAUGAACAUAAGCACGGCCAUGCUCACAAGCACGCUCAUGCCCAUAAACACGGUCAUGCGCAUAAGCAUGGACAUGCUCAUAAACAUGAACACGGACAUAAACAUGGACAUGCUCACAAACAUGAGCACGGGCACAAACAUGGGCAUUUGCACAAGCAUGAACAUGGACAUAAACACGGACAUCAUCAUCAUCAUGGUCAUAAACACGGCCAUGGACAUAAGCAUGAACAUGGUCACAAGCACGGUCAUGCUCAUAAACAUGGACAUGGACAUAAGCACGAGCAUGGGCACAAGCAUGGACAUCACCACCUUCAUAAACAUGGUCAUGAACAUGGACACAAACAUGGUCACGGACAUAAGCAUCUUCACGAACAUGGUCACAAGCAUGGCCAUGCUCAUAAGCACGGUCACGGACAUCAUCAUGUUCAUGGUCACAAGCAUGGUCAUGCACACAAGCACGGUCAUGGACAUCAUCAUGCUCAUGGUCACAAACAUGGUCAUGCACACAAGCACGGCCAUGGACAUCAUCAUGCUCAUGGUCACAAGCAUGGUCACGCACACAAGCACGGUCACGAACAUAAGCAUGGCCACGGACACAAACACGGCCAUCAUCAUGGACACAAGCACGGUCACGCCCACAAGCAUAAGUGGUAUGGAUUCAUUGGAGGACACUCUUUGCAUGCCCCUUUGCAUGGUUUUGGUCACGCUGAUGCUGAACCCCAUGGACUUGAUGUUGAGGCUGAACCAAUUCACCAAGGUUUGGACAUUGAUGCCGAUAACGAGGCCGAACCACAUUUCCACGAAGUUGAACCUGAAGGUGAAGUUUUUGACGACAAAGCUGUAGAUGAUGAAGAUUCUGGUCUCGGACUUGAUGUCGAAAGCGACUCAGAUUCUCUAUUUUCUGGAGAUCAUGGACUCUCCCAGGAAUAUCGUCAGUUUGGAAAGCUGGAACCUUCCACCUCUUUGUUUGGAAAACGAUUAGGGCUUUCUUCUGUAGAAAAGAAGGACGCUAAAGUCAACUGA